Molecule: messenger RNA, 5772 nt
Organism: Closterium sp. Yama58-4
Lineage: Eukaryota; Viridiplantae; Streptophyta; Zygnematophyceae; Desmidiales; Closteriaceae
Source: the annotation of a GenBank genome assembly
AUGGAAAGGGUCGAGCUUGAGGAUCCCGGCGACGGUGACGCAUUGACGGGUAGCAUCUCGCUGGUAGCGCAAGAAGAUUCGCUGAAAGCCGUGAAUUCAGCUGCAAGUUCCCAGAGUGUGAGCGUAGUCCCGGAGACGGAAAACACGAAACCCUCGUUACCGAAGGAGACUGAAGAUACGAUGAUUGGAGGCGAGGAAAAUGGAAAUAACGUGGAGAAAGAUGGGUACGGCGGCGAAGAAAGCCUUUCCGACGGCAAUUCGGCGGCCACCGAACCAGCAAAAGUGGAGGAAGAUCCAGCGGCAGAAGCGCGAGCUGCCUGCAUAACAAGCGACGAGAUGGACAACGCGGAGGAGAGCCAACAAACGGGCCACGAGGCGAGCCGCGACGCGAGCGAAGCUUCGGAGGCUUCUGCCGAUCCCAAUGUGACGGCCCCGACACGUGAAUGCGGCGAAGAGCGCGGAGACACGAGCAGCGUUCCGUGUCCAGGAGAGAACUUGGGAGGUGGACUCGAGGAAGCUGCUGGCGUUGAGGUGGACGAGGGAAGCAGCGCGCUGACGCUGGAGGAAGGCGUUGCGGCUGCUGAGGAAGCGUGCGACGUGAGAAAGGUCGUGGAGGACGCGAGCGAGUCGAACAAGGUUGAUAGCGAGGAGGGUGCAGCAGCCGAGGACGCUACGAAUCAGUGCGACGCAUCAGCUGCCGGUGCGACAAAUGUUGGCGACGCACCACCUGAAGAUGCGACGAAUCUGUCCGAAGUUGUUGUCCAGAGCGAGAGCGAGCGCGCUUCAGCUGCCGACGAGAUCAACGCGGCGCCAGAGGCGGACAGCGCGUGCAGGGAUGGCGCGCUGAGCGGAGGCCCGGCAGGCGCGGAAGAAGCAAUCGCAGGCGACGCCGAUGCGUGUGCAAACGAAGGAGCCAUGGCGGCAGCUGUCGAUGCAACAGGAAGCAGCGUGGACCCAACAGAUGCGGCUGCGAGCACGGACGAAGCGAGCGAGGCGGAUAGCAACGCGGUCAAUGCCGACUCAGCUCCAAAUACUGUCGCAGGCACAGGCGAGGAAAUCAUGGGCGAGGCGGAUGAGGUGACUGCGACCGGGGACGCUGCGGCAAGCGCGGCACCUGGAGGGGAGACCGCUGCGGCUGGUGAGAACAUGAAGGAGCACGAGAACGAGAGCGAGCUUGAGGGUGAGCUUGCUGACGACCCUGCAUGCAUGGAGGCACAACUGCCGGAGGGCGUUUGCGUGCCGGCCAGUGAGGGGUUAGCAGUCGCGGCAGGGGAGGAUGCGGGUAGUGCGUCGGGCGCAGACAUGGGGAGCUCGUUGGGCGGAGAGGCGGGGAACGAAGCGCCAGCGGCAUUUGCGGAGGAAGCGGCUGGAGAAGCGGAGCCAAACAGCUGCUCGUCAGACAAGAAGACCGACGCGGAAGAGGUGGACGCGAGUGGCGCAGCGCCUGAAGCGGCGCCAGUUGCGGCGGUCAAGGCGGUGAGGUCGGGCGAAGAGGGAGAAGCGGAGGUGGUAGUGAGUGCGGAAGGAGUGACUUGCACCGCGCACGGUGAUGACGCGCUUGGCAGCAGCGGCGUUGCGCAGGGUGUGGGGCAUGGGCAACAUGAGGAUGAGAAGGGAGUGCUAGUAGCGGGUGAUGAGGAAAUUGAGGUAGCUCCUAGCGGGGACGUAGAGGAGACAAACGGAGGUGAGACGAUUAAGAAAGAUGAGAAGAGCGAAGGGGUAGAAAAGAGUGAGGAGGCGGAGAAGAGUGAAGCGCAAGAGAAUGAGGACCGUGGAGAUGUGCCAGAUGCGAAGGUGGGCGAAGCAAUGCCGCGCGAGGAGGCAACGGUUCAGUCGACUGCAGACGCGGCGGUGAGCGCGGACGACGGAGAUGGCGCAGAGAGUGGAGAUGUCGCGGCGAAUGGGGAAAAUUACGAAGCGCAAGGGACGCUAUGGGCGGACGGCGAGGAAGGGCCAGGCGGAGGGAACACGGCUGCACAAGAGGCGGGAGAGGGCACGGCGAAUGCGCACGAGGCGGAGAGGGCGGAAGCGACGGAGGGCGGGGAGAAGGCGGAGGUGGCGAAGGAGGCAGCGGAAGCUGCGGAGGAGGCGGCGAGCGAGGGGCCGGUGGAGGAGCUGCGGGCUGCUGAGGCGGAGAAGGCACACGAGGCGGAGGUGGCGAGGGCGGCGGAGGAGGCGGCGGAGGAGGCGGAAGAGGGGAGCGCGGCGAGCGAGGGGUCGGUGGAGGAGCUGCGGCUGCUGGCGGACGUGCUGGCGCUGAUGGACUCGGACGCCUCAUCCAACGGCUCCCAUCACCCCUCGUCCGCCUCCUCCGAUGGCGACUCUGCAUCCGACGGCCCAGCGCCUCUUGCUGACGUGGAUAAGCAUGAGGUUGUUCAGGCGGCGGCAGCUGCCGAGGCGCAGGUGAAUGCUCAGGUGGAAGCAGCGGUGAAGGCCCACGUGGCGGCGAUCGAAGCGGAAGCCGCCGCCGCCGUUGAGCGGCGCGUCGCCGCCAGCUUGGAGCACCUGACCGCGGAGCUCGAAGCCAAGCUGGCCGUGCAGCUAGAAGAACGUUUAGCUGCCCGAAUCGAGGAAAAAAUCGCCGCGCGCAUGGAAGAGCGGAUGGCCGCUGACGUGGCAACGCAGGUUACGGUGCGGCUGGCGGAGAUGGAGGCGGAGUGGAAGGAGCGCGCGGCAGGGGGGGCGGAGCACCCGCAGGCCCACGCGCAGGCGCAAGGCGGAGGAAAAGCUCCCGCGCAGGGGCAGGCGGGGUGGCAGAAGUGGAUGCUGUGGGGCGCGCGGGAGGAUGACUUGCGCAAGCAGGCGGAAGAGGAGCGGCGGAGGGAGAUUGCGCGCGUAAAGGAGCAGCUGGAGGAGCAGUGGGGCGCGGAGGUUCACAAGCUGCAGGCGCUCAUGCAGGCGGAACGCGCCAUCUCCGCGGAGCGCCUGCAGGCGCUGGAGCGGCGCUGGCAGAGCGCGCAGGCGGAGCUGGCGGAAGGCAUCCGCGCGGCGCAGGAGCUUGCGGUGAUGAAGGUUGCGGCGGUGGAGGAGCGGUGGGGCGCGAAGGAGGCGGGGAUGUUGCAGGCGAUGGCGGAAGAAAUGCAGCGCCAGCUGGCGGAACUCAAGGCGGAGCAGGCGGGGUGGGUGGGGCGCGUGGAGGACAUGCGCUUCCGCGUGUCCGCGGAGCUCAAGCAGGCGGAGGGGCGGCUGCACGCGGCGCAGGAGGCGUGGGCGGGGCGGUUGGCGGAGAUGCAGGCGCAGGCGGACGCGGGGAGGCUGGCGGACGCGGGGAGACUGGCGGAGAUGGAGCGCGAGUGGGAGGGGAAACUGGCGGAAGUGCGGAAACACGUGGAGGAGGAGAGGCGGAGAGGCGUAAAACGGUGCAAAGUGGUGGAGGAAACAGUGGGGAAGAAGUUAGAGGAGAGCCGGCGGGCGGCAGAACUGGAGCUCGAGAAGGCGCUGCAGCGCGAGGCGGAAGCGCGCAAGGAGCAGGCGGAAGCAGCAUCCGCGCGUGCCGCGGAAAUCGCCGCGCAAGUGGAGGAAGCCGCGCGUCAGGCGGAGGAGGAGCGCAAGCGGAACCUGAAGCGCGCGGCGAAGAUCCUCAAAGAUUGCGCGGGGAAGAUGGAGGCGGUAGAGCUGCGCGUGGCGGAGGCGGAGAAGCGCAUCGACGCGGAGCGCAAGGCGCAGCGCGAGGCGGUUGCGCGGAUCCACGCGCAGUUCGAGAUGAUGGAGGUGGCGUGGGGGAAGCGCGUGGAGCAGACGAAGGCGGAGGUGGCGGAGAUGCAGGCGGAGGCGCGCGCGCAGCGGCGGCGCGACGAGGAGGCGCUGGGCGCGGUGAAGGCGGAGUGGGCGGACUGGGCGGGGGAGCUCCAGCGGCAGACGCAGGCGGCGCUGGGCGACGACGCGAAGAAACUGGAGCUGCUGGACGAGGUGGUGCUGCAGCUCUUCUCCGCCCACGUGCGCACGCAGCUCGCCUCACUGCGCCAGCGCCUCGACGACACCGCCCAGACGCAUGCAGACAAACUGCGCCACCUGCAGGACAACAUCGCCGCCCGCCUGGAUGCCGCCCGCAAGCGGCUAGAAGACGAGCGGCGCGCGGAGGGGGAGCAGCUGCAGCAGUGGGAGCGGCUGUGGGGGGUGGCGGCGGAUAGCAGGUGGGGGGAGACGGUGGCUGCGCGGCACCGGAGGGAGGCAGAGCGGUUGAGAGAGGUGCAGGAGCAGUGGGCGGGGCGGGUGGUGGCGCUGCAGAAGCGAGAGGAGGAGGAGCGACGGGGCGUUGCGGAACAGCUGAAGAAGCUUAUAGAGAGCCUGGAGAAGGGGGUAGGGGAGGAGGGAGAGGAGGGGGAGGGAGGGGGAGGGAGUGGCGGACAUGGGGGAGAUGGGGGAGGGAGUGGGGGAGGGGGGUUGGCGGCAUGGAAAGAGAUGGCUGGGAGGGAGAUGGAGAGGGUGGGGAGGGAGGUGGAGGGGAAGGGGCGGGCGGAUGGGGAGAGGGUGAGUGUGAUGGAGGGGCAGUGGCGUGUGCGGUGGGAGGAGGUGGUGGUGGCUGCAGAGGAAGGGAGGAAGCAGCAGCAUGUGACCAUCCAGCAGCUCAUGGAGGUGAGGGAGGGUCUGAAGGUGUUUGCUGUGGUGAGAGGAGGGGAGGAAGCGUCACCAUGUGACGGUGCAGCAACUCAUGGAGGUGAGGAGGGAGGGUGCUGGGGAAUUUGCUGUGGUGCGGUGAGAUGCAAUGGAGUGCUGCACGUUACAGGUGCAAUCGGGCUGCUAAGCCAAGGGCAUGUGCACUGUAGUAGAGGCGGAGCGAGUGGUGGCAGCACAGGCAGCCCUCGACCAGUAUGGCUUGGGUAUAGUGCAGCACACCACACUGUCCCACUGCUUAUGCAUAUGUCCCCACCAACUCCCUCCCCACAAACCCCCUUCCCUUGGCAGGCUGAAGCAGAGCGAGUGGUGGCAGCACGGGCAGCCCUGGACCGCGGAGCAAGUGGUGGCAGCGCGUGCAGCACUGCACCGGUUCUGGCUGGGCAUAGUGCAGCGCAGCACGCUGUUUCAUUCCUCACGCACAUGUUCUCUGUCACCCCAAUCCCUUCCCUUUGGCAGGCUGAGGCAGAGCAAAUAGUGGCAGUGCGGGCAGCUCUGGACCGGUACGGGCUGGGUAUAGUGCAGCGCAGCACACUGCUUCAUUGCUUCUCCAAUGCCCCCCCUCCUCCUACUCCCUCCCAUGGGCAGGCUGAGGCAGAGCGGGUGGUGGCAGCCAGAGCAGCCCUGGACCGGUACGGGCUGGGCAUAGUGCAGCGCAGCACGCUGCGAUUCUCCCACCACCCCGACAUUGCCGACGGCGACGCCGCCCUCCUCCUGCAGGCCCUCCGCCGCUUCCGCCCGCACCUCCUCCCCACCAUCACCGCUCUCUCCUUCAGCUGGGGGUCUCCCCCUGGGUGUAAGAACAUCACAGGGGAGGCUCUGGAGCAUGCUGCAUGCCUGCCGUCCCUCAAGGCACUGGAUCUGCGCUGCUGCGCUGGGCUCACGCCUGAUGGGCUGCGCCACGUCAGCAAGCUGACUCAGCUGGAGCGGCUGGAGCUGUGUGAUGCGCGUGGCGUGACCGAUGCUGUGCUGGCGCACGUGGCGGGGAUCCCGGGGUUGCGGUAUUUGGAUGUUAGUGGGUGUGUAGGAGUGACGGAUGCGGGUAUGGUGCAUGUGGCUCGCAUGGUGGGGUUGAGGCAGCUGAGGAUGACUGGAUGCCCUCAGGUGACCAGCGUGGGGGUGAGAUUGCUGCCUGGCUGUGUGCAGGUCACACGCUGA